GGCGGCGAGGGGAGCGACGAGGAGGGGAACGUCGUCGGCCGCGCCGUGCUGCCCGCCGUGCCCGCGGGCUGCCUCGUGGACAAGUUCCCGCUCCUCGACGCGGCGGGGGCGCCGACGGGCGCGUGCCUCACGUGCGCGGUGAAGCGCGUCGCGGGCUACCUGCCGCCGCCGCUCUACCAGCACGCGCUCUACGUCUACGAGCAGCGGCCCGCGCCCUACCUCGGCCCCCUGCUCCACAUGAACGAGCCCUGGGCGCCGCUCGGCGUGUCGCUCGAGGCGGCGCCGGCGCCGGGCGCCGUGCUCGUGCCCGACGUCGCCCUCCCGGAGGCCUGGGCGCGGGGCGACGGGCCCGGCGGCAUCCUCGUCGCGGACUGGACGCUCUGCAACACGCCCUGGGCGGGCGACGACCGCGGCUGGACCUACAGCGACGCGCUCGGCUCGGCGGCGGCGUCGCGCGUCGACUUUUACGGGGCCCGCUUCCGGCGCCAGCUCUACUACCGCCACGCGACGGACGACGCGCGCGUCCUCGAGGUCACGCGCGGCGACCUGCCCCCCUACGACCUCUACGACCACGUCGUCCGCGUCCACCGCCGCCGCGGCCUCGAGAGCUCGGACCUCGGCUCCCGCGCGGGGCCCGACGACGGCGCGCCCCUCGCCGAGUCGUGGUCCUGCACGUCGCUCUCGAGCCUCGACACGACCGCGGCGGACGACGGCCGCGCGAACGCGCGGAGGCCGCUCGCCGGGUCGCCGCGCUCGGCGCCCAAGGGCCCCGCGCUCGGCGGCUACCUCGAGGCCGCCUUCGACGAGGACGGCGGCGCGCCGCCGCCCGCCUUCGGCUUCCCGAAGCGCCACGCGCCGCGGCCCGAGCGGUCCGCGGUCUACGCGGCCUGCUCCGCGGUGGAAUGCUCCACCGCGGCGUGCAUGCUCUAA
This is a messenger RNA of Aureococcus anophagefferens, 930 nucleotides long. RefSeq lists its product as hypothetical. The transcript has a single exon. NCBI's taxonomy places the organism in Eukaryota, Pelagophyceae, Pelagomonadales, Pelagomonadaceae. The record is from RefSeq and is a predicted model, not a curated record. The annotation marks the transcript as partial.